This is a messenger RNA of Hydractinia symbiolongicarpus, 2105 nucleotides long. Its product is annotated as kelch-like protein 28. The coding region runs from base 201 to 2105 and encodes 634 amino acids. The transcript has 4 exons. Lineage: Eukaryota; Metazoa; Cnidaria; Hydrozoa; Anthoathecata; Hydractiniidae. Gene Ontology annotation, molecular function: protein binding. The record is from RefSeq and is a predicted model, not a curated record.
ACCCACUGAGUUCGAAUACAUAGUCUUAUUUAUUUUCUUAUUCAGCAUAAUGCAAAAACAUGCCUAAAAUGAGACGUUCGAAUGCAUCAGAAAAAGUCGAAUUCCUCUCCAGGCUUGUACGGUAAAAAUCCGGCUUAAUAAAAGAAAAGUCUCGGGACGAGGGAGGCGGUAAACACUUCUGUUUAACGCGCACAUGUCGCAUGGGUAAGGUAUGGUUGAACUCACCGAAAUUUUUGGUGAAUGCUCCUUUCCUGAUGAAGAUGGAGAAGGAAACGUUUUAUGAAGAUACUCAUAAUGUUUUACACAAAUUUCAAAAAGAAGAACUUUUAUGCGAUGUGACAUUAAAAGGAUAUGACGACGAAGAAAGGUUUCCUGCUCAUAGGGUUGUAUUAGCUGCUAAAAGUUCCUUCUUUAAGGCUAUGUUUACAUCAGACAUGAAAGAAAAUCAAAGCAGCGAAGUGUUCCUAGAAAGCAUUGAUGUGAAUGUAUUGAGAAAGAUUAUACAAUAUUGUUAUACCGGAGAGAUCACCCUCUCCCCCUGCGAUGUCGAAGCAAUACUUGCGGCAGCUCACAUGCUCGGAAUUUACCCGAUACAAAAAGAAUGUUUCGUUUUUCUUCGUAACAAUAUCGAUACUAGUAACAGUUAUGGUGUAGCUUAUUUAGCAGACAAAUAUGGAUGUGAUGAAUUGAGAAAAAUAGCAGAAGAUUACAGGUUGCGAAACUUUCGUGUCAUUAUGACUUCUCCCGACUUUCAGCAGUUAUCAUUUGAUCAUUUAGUAGGCUUGAUAUCACACAAUAACUUAAAUGUCCUCUGCGAGGGAGAGGUGUACGAGGCCGUGUUGAAGUGGGUAAAACACGAUCCGAAAACGAGAAAAGAAUUCCUAAAAGACUUACUAUCCCAUAUACGAUUUCCCAUGCUAACCAGAAAAUUCUUGAUUGAUAAUGUUACAAAGGAGGAGUUGAUUAUAACCGAUUCAGGUUGCCGAGAAUAUCUAUACAACGCACUGGAUUAUCAUCUAGUGCCAGAAAGAAGAUCAGUAACAAACCACGUGUGCUGUGCACCCAGGGCCAGCUUUUCAAGUGCUAUAUAUGUAAUAGGUGGAGAAAGCGUAGAAAAGCCUUGGGGAAAAGGUUGUCACAACGUAUCAUUACAGAUUCCAUACGAAUUUUCUUUAAAAUCUUUUGGUUAUUUUCUGUUUGUCACGGGAAUUAAAAAUAGAUAUGAUAAAAUUAACCUUGGUUUUACAACAUCACCUUUAGAUCGAACUGGUUCACUGGAUACAGUUGAAAUGCUCGAGUUGACGACGAAAGCAUGGCAUGAAUGUGCACCACUGAAUAUGUCAAGAAAAUAUCCAGCAGUUGUUCUUCUAAACGGUUCCAUAUUUUGCAUAGGUGGCAUUGGCAGUGGCGGUCAUGACUUAAUGUGCGUUGAACAAUAUGAACAAGCGCAGGACAAAUGGUCAUCCGUGGCAUCGUUAACAACUUGCAAAGGGGCGCUAUCUGCUGUGGUGUUAGAUGGGUGGUUGUACGCCAUUGGCGGUUCUUGUGGUGGUUCAUCUUUAAAAUGUGUUGAACGAUACGAUCCAGUGAAGGAUGAGUGGUCGGCCGUUCAACAGAUGAAAUUUCCCAGAAGUCAUUUCGGUGGCGGCGUAUUAAACAACAAAAUCUAUGCCAUCGGUGGCUAUUGCAGCAUUGGUGAUGUUGCGCAUUGCGAGAUAUAUGAUCCACUGACAAACAAAUGGCAGGAUUUAGCAGAUUUGAAUAAAUCUCGCAUGGAUCACGGUGUUAUAGUAUGCGGAGAGAAAAUAUUCGUCGUUGGAGGCCACAACAGUGGUGGAAUUUUAGAUUGUAUUGAAAAAUACAACAAAGCACUGAACAUGUGGUUGAUUAUAAAACACACUCUAGACCCGAGAACUGGCGCUAGCGUUUUAUUGGCUAAUAACGAACAAGAGGAUCAUUGGCUAUAUAUCAUUGGUGGAAUAGGGGCAAGUCAUUGUUACCAUAACAGUGUAAAGAAGGUUAACUUGAAGUCUAUUGACUAUUCUAUAACAUGUGGUAAGCCAAUGAAUGAACCAAGGGCGUAUGGUGCUGCAAUAGCUUUCUGA